AGCGUCCUUGAGAGGCAUGUCUCUGCAGCAGCGGUGUGCAACAUGCUGAGCAGCUGGAGAUGUGAGGCGCUGAGCUGCUGACAGAGACACACCAACAUGGAGAAGAAGCAGUUCGUCGCCUCCCUGCUGGCUGGAGGCUGUGCAGGGAUGUGUGUGGAUCUGACCCUCUUCCCUCUGGACACCAUUAAGACCCGGCUGCAGAGUCAGCAAGGUUUCUAUAAGGCAGGGGGCUUCAGGGGCAUCUACGCAGGGGUCCCAUCUGCUGCUGUCGGCUCCUUCCCCAAUGCUGCUGCUUUCUUUGUCACCUACGAAGGCACAAAGUCCCUGCUCAGCGCCGGCGGAGCACUGGCAGCGCCUCACAUGGCACCUGUCACUCACAUGCUGGCCGCCUCCCUCGGCGAAGUAGUGGCUUGCCUUAUCCGGGUUCCCACAGAGGUGAUCAAACAACGGGCCCAGGCUUCUCCCUCAUCCACUACCCACCACAUACUGCUGGCGACACUCAGAGGAGAGGGUGUUCGAGGCUUGUACAGAGGAUUCGGGAGCACAGUUCUCAGAGAGAUCCCAUUCUCACUGGUGCAGUUUCCACUUUGGGAAUAUUUAAAGACUCUGUGGUCGCGGAGGCAAGGUCACACACUCUACCCUUGGCAGGCUGCAGUGUGCGGAGCUUUUGCAGGGGCGAUAGCGGCAUUUGUUACCACUCCACUUGACGUGGCGAAGACCAGGAUCAUGCUUGCGAAGGCUGGGUCGACCACAGCGAGAGGCAACAUCCCGACGGUGCUCUACGACGUGUGGAAGAGCCGAGGCCUCACAGGUCUGUUUGCCGGCACCAUACCGAGGAUGGCCUUCAUCAGCGUGGGCGGGUUCAUCUUCCUGGGAGCCUAUGAGAAGGUCCGUCGCACUUUGCUCUGACCGUCAGUCCCGA
Molecule: messenger RNA, 922 nt
Organism: Limanda limanda (common dab)
Lineage: Eukaryota; Metazoa; Chordata; Actinopteri; Pleuronectiformes; Pleuronectidae
Gene: slc25a26
Product: solute carrier family 25 member 26
Exons: 10
Coding region: 97-909 (270 amino acids)
Biological process (GO): transmembrane transport
Cellular component (GO): mitochondrial inner membrane
Molecular function (GO): S-adenosyl-L-methionine transmembrane transporter activity
Source: RefSeq, a predicted model, not a curated record